This is a messenger RNA of Amoebophrya sp. A120, 7206 nucleotides long. The record is from the annotation of a GenBank genome assembly. NCBI's taxonomy places the organism in Eukaryota, Dinophyceae, Syndiniales, Amoebophryaceae.
AACACUUGGUAUGAUCGCCGAUGGUGGUGAAGACAAAGUCCACGAUCAAGUGGCCGCAGCUUUAGUACUUCCUACUGCUGCUCCGUCGCAGGAGCACCAGCGGGGGCCAAAAAUGGAAGUGCACCAAGACCACGCCGUCGUCCGGCAGGUGACGUGGGUCGAGGAGGCCGGAACUACCUCUAGCACUGGCAGUGCAGGGUCGAUGAAAAAUGCUGGUCCAAGAAAAACAAACACUUUGCGACAUCAUGAUCCACCACCGGCAGUAGAAGUUGACGGCACGAACGGCGGAGGAAGUGGAACUACCUCGGCGAAACAAGGUGACAGUGAUAGUACACGACAAGCGGGAGCUGCUGGUGCACCAAGCACAGGAAAUCUUCCAGUGGAGGCGCCCCAGUUGUCACCAUCUCGGCCAGCAGGGGUCGUGAACUGCAAUACUACACAGGAAGUUGUACCGGAAGCUGCUGGUGCAUCGACUACAGAACCAGAUGUUACUUCAGCCGCGCAAGGUGACAGCGAUAGUACACGAGGACAUCAAGCGGAAGUUCUUCGAGCUGCUGGGGCUGCAGCAAGCACAGCAGAAGAUCCAGCGGCGGUGCCGCGGUCCUCGCAAACCCAAGCUCGUCCAGGCGGACGGACCCACCACGACACUUUCUUGGCCCGACAGUUGGAGCUCGAGCGGAUUCGAAGAGAGCAUUUACUUAUGGAUUGCAAAUAUGUCUGGGCGGUCUGGAAAUUUGUAAUGCUAAAAGUGAAUGAUAGACGUGACGCACUGCAAAACGCAGCUAUGCAUGACGAAUUUUUUGGCUGCCAUGAUGUGUUUCGGCAUGGCAAGCUGCGUUUUGCAUGACAGGUGGUAAGAGGGCCUUUUCGUCCCUAUGUAACGCAGAUUCUCGAGUCAUGCCAGACAAGCAUGACAAACUAGCAUUCUUCCAGACCCAGACAUAUUUGCAGAUGAUAUUACUCCAGGAACAGCAAUUGCUGCUCAAGGCCCAGAAAUUGCAGGGACAAGUCCAAGAGACGCAGGCAAUCCGUGCUGUAUGACAAUGCACAAUUCGAACUCCACCCCCUCCCCCUCAACUGUAUAGCAUAAACGGCAAUACAAGCAUCAGCAAGAAUGCCGUUUUUGCAUGACAAAUUUACACUGGAGUGUAAUACUGUUUGGGCUUCCGGAGUUUGUCAUGCCAACAGUGCCAACAAGCACAGCCUGGAUUUGCGUUUUUGCAUGACAAAUAAUGAGGGGGACGGGGAGUUGUGCACUCUCAUAUGCUGCGCAGGAAAUACACAAUCGGCAGCAGCAAUCGUUUCUGAACCAGCAACAAAGGGAGUACUGGAACCAGCUGUCGAUGCACCAGCAGGGAUAUCGAUUGUGAAAAUAUCUGGGUCUGGAAGGUUGGAACUGGUAUGUAAUGCUAGCUUUCCAUACCUAGAAAAUCUGUAUUCGCAUAACCAACAAAAGUCGCAGCCUCUUUUGUCAUGCAAAAACGCAGUUUCUCAUGCGGAUUGCCUAUGAGAAAGCGUUUUGGGAAGUUGUCAUGCCGGACUGCAUUCGGAAGUGUUUUCAUCAUGCACAUUUUAGCAUCACAAGUUUCCAGACCCAGACACUUUUGCACUUCAUAAGGGAAAGCUGUACGACGAACUACGCGCCCGCCGGGAAAUGACCGGGCAGGAAGCUGCAGAUGAUCCGUGCAGUUUGUGGUCGAUUAACAUCAAAGAGGAUAAUGGGGACUACUUGUCGCGGCCGAAGAACUUGCAGCCGCACCAACGCCCCGCAGCUGCUCGCUCCGUCCCAGGUCGUGGACCACAGCGGGGGCCACAAGGUGCAGGAAAAGCCACCAGAGGUGGGGGGCAAGAACAUCCUCACAAUAACGAAAAUCAUACGUGCGGCCGACAGCAAGUAGGUGGAGGUUUUAUUCCACCCAAGAUGGAUCACAGCACGCCGGACCAAGCAAUGCGGCCGCAAGAACUACAUGGGGUUGAUGUUCUUGCCGCAGGCGGUACUGCGGCCUCCAGCUCUUCUUCAUCAAUGGCGAGGACCACAAGUUUUGUUCUCGGGGGAACCACGUAUUAUCAGCACAAUGAACGACCCGUAGAAGUACCACCGGCCGUGGACCACUACAUCACUGACGCAACGUCCGGCGCCGCGGAAACUGAAACAACAACAUCAAACUUGUACGCACGUGGUACUAAUCGCGGGGGCAAACGUGGAAAUAAACAGCGUCGCCCAAAGAACAAGGGCGGAAGUAGUAGAGAACAUCAAACGCAGUCCCAUAUCCUGUGUAAAAACGUCCCCAUGCAGAUUUGCAAUGACAGGAACGCUUGUAAUGCGCUUCCCCAUGCCAGGCAUAUCCAAUCGUGUUUUGGCAUUUGUAAUGCUGCAAACAGGAUAAGCAGAUGGAUUUGUGAUGCGGACGUCCUUGUUAACAUGCACUACAAAGCGGACUGCAACUUGUCAUGCGUGGCUCCCAAAGCUUCUGCAUUUGUGUUGCUAAGUUCCCAACUUGACUAUGGGGUGGGGAUGUUUUUACAUAUGAUAUCCCAGUCGUGGCAACAACAAGCACAGCCUGCAGGUUCAUCAUCUCCACCGCAGCUUCGUGUGUAUUCCUCCACAAACGAAUACGUGGAAGUGGCCUCGAAAACUCCAUAUGCAAGAAAAAAACUGGGUAAGUGUAACUCUGUGUUGCAGAACAUGCAAGAGGAAGAGAGUUACCCCUGUCAUGCCAGACAGCCAUGAAGUCCUCUUUCCAUGUGUGUUUUCCCUUACAAGCCACGCAUUACAGCUUGUCUCUAUCAUGGAGAGGAAAUCUGUGGUGCUGUCAGCCAAAGAAGGUUACACUAAACACAGUUUUGUUUUUGGAUACUCCACUGCCGGGCACCAUUGCUCGGGCGAGAGAACUCAGGAUGGCACAGCAUUACGGGGGCUGCAGCAGCCCCGUAGUUGUAGACCACCACAGUGGGAGGUCCUCUCGUGAAAUGACUAGUACAGCGAGGGGUCGUGACGGCACUACUAGUACACAUGAGCGUAGAAGUAGUACUACUGGUGCAGCUCACAUUUCGACGCACGGGGACCACGAUGUUUUUGUGCAGGACGGCACGCCGGCGCUUCAAGAGCCGGCGAAGAUCUUCACGGCUAUCGAGCAGGCUUCAACAAGACCUUGCGAGCAUGAUCCUGAUGCGCACGCGGUCACGACAGGCAGAACUAGUGUCAGUUCGGCCAUGAUAGAAGUAGAGCAGAAGGUGGGUGCUGACCGCCCCGAAGGAUGUGCCCCUGUGCAACAAGCCCGUUGCGACCAUGUUGACCAAGUUCAAGCUUCUCCCGACGGGCAGAAAGAGGUCGCGGAGAUGAUAUUUGGGACUGGGGUGGAAGAUGCAGGCGAAAAACCAAAACGUUAUCAUGACCUGCAGCACGACGAUCAACAUUACAGCACAGUCUUAGCUAAGCACUUCGCGACGCUGCUUGUCGACAGUUUUUCGCUGAAGAAUAAAUGCAGCUCUAGAAGUGCAACUUGUUCUCCGAACGCCGAUGCUGGUGAACAAGAAAAAAACGCAGCAAGCUGCAGAAACGGCAAGAACGUUGGGCUUCUCGUUGAUGUUCCUUCUGUUUUCCCGAGUGCAGGAGCUUCGACCUCUUCCUCAUCCUCGUCUUCUUUUCUUUCUGCAGCAGCAGCUUCGCACGAGGUUUUUGAUAGUGCAUCAUCACAAUUAUCCCGAGCCGCGUGCAUUGACAAGGUUGCAGCGGUCUUACUGAAACACAUGCCGGAAGACGCCUGGAGAACUGUGCACCUCAGACCCGGCCGGUUUGAAGAGAUUUGGAAUCAACAUGCGCAGAUUGUUCUUCCUCGUCCCACUGAAGAACGAGAGGACGAGGAGAAGAUCAAGAUGCCGAGGCUUGUACCUCCAGAACUCGGAAAAAAUAAAGGGAUCAAAAGCGACCGCCACGACGUACUGGCGCUGAACACGCUGGUUUGCAAACUGGCCGAUGAAGGAACGCAACUUUUGAAGGAGGCGGUUGAAGGACAAGGAUGUGGAGCUGCAGGAGCCCCUAUCAAAUGCAAAAAUGUUUGGGUCUGGAAGAAUGCAAGUUUGUCAUGCUUGUCUGGCAUGACUCGAGAAUCUCCUGUGUUGCAUAGCCACGUAAAAAAGGCUCUCUUACCUGUCAUGCAAAAACGCAGCUUGCCAUGCGGAAUACGUAAUGUAUGAUGAGGUUGCCGAAAGCGCUUCCUCGCCCACCCCCCGGGGAGGGGAUCCUUGACCUGUGGCGCUGGGAGAGGGUGUCCACUACAUGAUGAUGAUGAUACGUAAUACAUCGCAGCCAAAAAAUUUGUCAUGUACCAUAGCUGCGUAUUGCAGUGCGUUUAUCAUUCACUUUUAGCAUUACAAGCUUCCAGACCCAGACACUUUUGCAUUUCAUAGCCCCUCCUGGCGUACAACAACCCGCGGGGGCCCCUAGACGACAACCGGAGGAUCGGCCUAGCAACAGCACAACAGCUGCGCCCCUUUCUUCAAGAAAAGUAGGCGAGGCUAAUAAAUUGAUGACGGAGCAGGUCCUACAGGAGCCACGACAGGAGCACACGGACAGAAACCACCAGGUCACGGCCGCGGAUCAUGGUUCUUUCUUGCAACGCGACGAAAAACAAGUGGACUGUGAUGAUUUUAUGCAAUGGGUGACGGAAGACGACGUGCCUGAGCACGUGAAGAGUAUGAUUGGAUACUGCUUUAAGUCUGCGGAGUUGAAGUCAAGGAGCACAUCUCGGACGACGCCUGGAGGUAAUAAAGCUGCUGGCGCGGAUGAGCAACAAAAUCUGUCGCAAGAUGAAGAUGAAGACCAUCAGCCUCAUCUGCAAGGUGAACAAACCACGACCUGUGGUCUUCUACUUCAGGACGACCUCCCCCUCCGCUGCCCAGAAAACCCGGUGCAAGAGUCCUGGCUCCGGUGCGCCUUAUCCUGUGCAAAAGUAUCGUACUCGUAUUGCAGUCAUGCACUACAAGUUUUUUUCUCAAGGUAAAUACGCAUUACAAAUUUUAUUUCUCAUGCUGAGGGAAUUUGCCAUGCAUUUAUACGAGUACGAUAGGACGACACUUUGCAGUUCAUACACCUGCGCUGCAAUUGACGGGUUGAUCGCCGCUGAAUUGGAGAGGCAUGUGGAAGUAUCAAGUGUAAAAAUGUCUGGGUCUGGAAAAAUGCAACUUGUCAUGCGAAAUCUGAAGCAUGCAAAAAUCUGUGUUGCAUGAUUACCAAAAGUCGUCCAGUUUUGACCAAUUCGGGAGGGAGUUUCUCAUGCAGGAUAGGCAUGAGAGAGAUCGCGCAGAAUCUGAAUCUGUCAUGCUAGGUCCUGCAUUCCAGACCUCAUGGGUCAUGGAAAAUCUGCAUGACAAAUCGCGCACUCUUCCAGACCCAGACACUUUUACACUUGAUAGGAAGAAAGUUGUCGGCGCGUCCGAACUGCCGAGGGGGGGUUCAGUUCCCCGAUCGAUGAGUUUAUCAAGGAGAACUACCCACGGGAUAGUAGUUGUAGUAGUACCAAAGAUCUCACUUCCCCGACGGCACGGCGAGAGCACGACGAUCCAGAAAAACUCGACCACCGAGAAAAUAAACAGAUGCUGCAGCCCUUGUGUCCGCGUCCACAAUUCGUCGUAGGCCUGACUGCUGAGCAGUUAUCCUUCUGCAAGAAACUGCAACAGCACCAUGCCGGGGCGUCGGAAGAGGACUGCAAAAGGAUCACCAGGUUUGUGGAGCAGCUUGAAAGCAUGACAGGAGCUAGCGGCCAUGCAGAGCAGGGGGCCCCCGGGGGCCGCUCCAACGGUUGUACAAUAAAUGAUCCAGCUGGUUUAUCUUCUGCCGAAGCAACAUCUUCCUGUUCGUGUUCUCCUACAGGACCAGAACCUCCGACGACGGCCAUGGAACUGCUUCCCAGCUGCAAAGAACAAGGGCGCCAGCAUCCUCAUGACCAGAGAUUUCAAGAGGCAAUGCAACGAGAGACGAAAGUUCUGGAAAGCUUAUUAUUCUCUUGCACCGCGAAGAAUUUCGUCAGCUCGCCGAGUUUGCAAGCUUUCGUCAAUAUAUCAACUGCAAAAAUGUCUGGGUCGGGAAAGACGGAACUUGUGACGCGCAUCUCACAGCACACAAAAAUCUCUCAUGCAUAGACAGCAAGAGCUGCCCAUUUUUGUCACCGAAAAACUAGGGGAUUUGUCAUGCGGGCCGAGGCAUCGUCUUCGUCGCAGCUUCUCAAAAAACCUGUAAUGCUAAACCUUGCUUGCCAGACCUUCCGUGUCAUGGAAAAACAGCGUGGCAAAAAUCUGCAUCCUUCCAGAACCAAACAUAUUUGCAUUUGAUACAAUAUCAUGGGCGAGCGUGCGGCGGUGAAGAGGGAGAAGAUUUUAGAAGCAGAAGAGAAGGAGCGACAGGAGAAUGGGCUGCUCGGGUUUCUGCAGAUUCGGUAUCCGAUUAUACAAGCGGAAAAUAUUAAAGUGCGGGAUGAUCAUGUAGUUGCCGAACAACAGGAGAAGGCAGGACAAGAUAAAGCCGUCUCGGAAAAAGCAGACCACGACGCCAAUGUGCCUGGUGGAGGCGCUGCACACGAAGACCACAGUAGAUUUUGCACGAGCGACCACUACAUUGCGCCCGGGACAUCUACUUCGCCGGAAGGAGGUGCAAGAAAUGUUGAACAGGCUGGUACUACCCUUGUUGCAUCGGUGUCGUGCAUGCAACAGCAACUACUUGCUUUGUGUGUGACAACGAGGACUUCUGCAGCUGCGGCUUCCAUCUCCGGAUCUUCUACUUCCCAGGGAGCGCAAAGCAACCUUCACCCAGAUCAUCUUCACCAGCAACAUCAGCAGCCGCCUCUGCUGCACCAGGUGGUGCAGCCAGUGCAGGAGCUUCUGCAGCAGCAACAAUACCACGGGCCCAUGGCGCAGUCCUGGCUGGAGUUUUACCGGCGGGGGUAUACCUGUCAGCAAAACGUGUGGGAACAGGCCAUGAAGUUAUUUGAACGGCGGCUGCAUUGUUUCAACGAAGAGCUGAAGCGCAUUCGGACGGAAAGGGUGCUGGAAGUAGAAAAAAACAACGCGGAGCUUUUGCGCGUGGCCUUUGCCAGCGGGGACCACGCGCGGAUCAGUGCGACUUUGGAACUAUGCACGCAGAUCAAGCGGGGAAUGCGGAUGAGUGCUGGUGAUUUGGUCGACAAAACAAGUAUGAAAUUUGUCGACUAA